This is a messenger RNA of Clunio marinus, 270 nucleotides long. Lineage: Eukaryota; Metazoa; Arthropoda; Insecta; Diptera; Chironomidae. The record is from the annotation of a GenBank genome assembly.
AUGAAAAUAACAUCUUUAACUCGCGCUUUCCUUCAAUAUGCUACAUCAAAGAUUUCGUUUUGCUUUGAAAAGGUUUCAAUUCGAUUCGAAAAGCGUUGUUGGCGUUUUUUAUGGGAAGAAGUGAAGAGGGUAGAACUGAACUCAGAUUCGCAAUGGGAAAAUGUAAAGGAAAAUGACCUGUCAAUUCAUUUCAAGAUAGGAAUCUAUGAAAAUAUGUGCAGGUUUAUGUGUUGUUUUAAAGUGCAAUGCCAAUGCAUAAAAAAGCUAUAA